CAAAAACCAUUGGGCGGGUGCAGCAUUCACGCAUACAACUACAAUCUUGUUUUGAUUUUGUUGCCAUUGUACCGCGAUAUGUCAAAAUGUGUGUUUCUUUUUCUGCUUGCCAGUUGUCAAUCGGUUCGAAAUAGUAGUACCCGUUGCUCUGGGUUUACUUUGGUUAGUUUGUUAUUGUUAUUGCGAGAUACUGUACACACACUAUUCGGUGUAAACAAUUGUUCUGCGAGAUAAAACUGUUUCACGUUGUUGUUUGAAGCGAAAUCUGCGCUUGCUGUAGAAGGUUUUAACGAUGUCGCUGCGGCCGGAUGAUCAUCGACGGAAGUGGGAUCGCAAGGAGUACGAAAGGCUCGCGCACGAGCGUAUACUUGCCAAGGAUAAAGGCAACGAGGACGAUGGUGAGCCCGUUACGAAGGAGCUGCUCAAGCAGCGCGAGUACAAAGUCGAUCUGGACAGCAAGCUGGGUAAAAGUAUGGUCAUCAACAAGAGCACACCGUCCUCCCAGUCUGGCGGGUACUAUUGCAACGUGUGCGACUGUGUGGUGAAAGAUUCGAUCAACUUUCUCGACCACAUCAAUGGCAAGAAGCACCAGCGCAAUCUCGGCAUGUCGAUGAAAGUCGAACGCAGCUCGCUCGAUCAGGUGAAGGAACGGUUUAAGAUAAACAAAAAGAAGACCGAAGAAAAGAAGAAAGACUACGAGCUGGAGUCACGGGUACGUGAAGCGAAGGAGGAGGAGGACCGGUACCGGGAGUACAAGCGCGAGAAGAGAAAAGAGCGCAAGCGAAAGCACGACGAUGACGAUGCCGAUCCCGAUCUGGAUGCGGGAAGCUCGGAAAUGGCCGCCAUUAUGGGAUUUGCCGGGUUCGGUGGAUCGAAGAAGAACUGAACAGCAUUGUCCCCAAUCCGGGAAAGGCGCCUUGCGGAAGGUCUACACCAUGCAGGCUUUGUGGUGGGUGCAUUGACGGGCGUGUGUCCCCAUCCACGGCUUAACGGAUCUUUUGGGCGCAAGGGGGGGGGGGGGGUUCUCUUUGGUUUCCGUCGCAUGGUCCAUCAGCUCACCGAUAAUAUACCACACAGACACGUGCUUUACAAACGUGAGGAGCAACGGUAGAGGCACACUGCUCUGUCUCCAACCACAUUUACGCGCACAUCGGCCGAUGUUCAACCUUAACUAAAUAACUUGUAACUUGACUUACCGUAACUGGCGGUGUAUGCGUGUGUGUAUACUAGAAUAAACUCUAUUUAAAACCUCA
Anopheles funestus (African malaria mosquito) is the source of this 1253-nucleotide messenger RNA. Its product is annotated as zinc finger matrin-type protein 2. Gene Ontology annotation, biological process: mRNA splicing, via spliceosome. Gene Ontology annotation, molecular function: zinc ion binding; nucleic acid binding. Gene Ontology annotation, cellular component: U4/U6 x U5 tri-snRNP complex; spliceosomal complex. NCBI's taxonomy places the organism in Eukaryota, Metazoa, Arthropoda, Insecta, Diptera, Culicidae. The record is from RefSeq and is a predicted model, not a curated record. The transcript has 2 exons. The coding region runs from base 293 to 886 and encodes 197 amino acids.